Trichosporon asahii var. asahii CBS 2479 is the source of this 1116-nucleotide messenger RNA. RefSeq lists its product as uncharacterized. The transcript is spliced from 7 exons. The coding region runs from base 1 to 1116 and encodes 371 amino acids. The record is from RefSeq and is a predicted model, not a curated record. NCBI's taxonomy places the organism in Eukaryota, Fungi, Basidiomycota, Tremellomycetes, Trichosporonales, Trichosporonaceae.
AUGUCCGCGGAGCCCGAGAAGGCUCCUGUUGACGUCUCGUCCGACGUCGACAUGGAGAAGCCCAAGAGCAACAAGAAGACGGCCAAGGGCGGAAAGGGCGGCAAGAGCAAGGAGGCUCUCGACAGCCAGAAGUUUGAGUUUGGCGACAUCGUCCUCGCCCGGCUGCGUGGAUUCCCUCCCUGGCCUGCGCGCGUGACGAACCCCGAGGAUCUUCCCGCCAACGUUCUCGCUCAGCGUAAGGGUGCGAACCUCUACUGCGCCCAGUUCUUCCCCGUCGGAGACUUCGCCUGGCUCCCGCCAAGAGAGCUCCAGCACCUCAAGCCCAACCAGAUCGACUCUUUCCUGAACGGAUCACACCGCAAAGGAGGCGGCCAGCUGCGAGACGCCUACAUGACCGCCCAGGACCCGAGCGAGUGGGACGCCGCUCAGGCUGAGGCCCGCCGGGAACUCGAAGAGGCUGGCGGUGAUGAGGACGUCGACGAGCUGGAGGACGAGGAUGUGCCCGAAGAGAAGGGCAAGAGGAAGCGCGCCGCUCCGGCAGCGAAGAAGGACACCAAGAAGGCCAAGACGUCAAAGGCUGCGCCCAAAGCUCCGGCCGCCAAGGACAAGAAGGAGAAGCCCAAGGAGGCCACCAAGGAGCCGGCUGGCAACGAGGACCCCGAUGCGUCCCCGGAGGCUGUCAAGGCUAAGGAGUGGCGAUACAAGCUCCAACGCGCGUUCCUCAGCAAGGGCAAGAGCCUGCCUGCUGCGUCUGACAUGGACCAGUACGACGAGCUCAUCAAGACCAUUGAGGGCGAGGACCUGACGCGAGAGGUCCUCAAGUACUCGAAGCUGCGUAAGGUUAUGGAGGAAAUGGCCAAGAUUGAGGGCAUCCCCCGCAACGACGAGCUCAACAUCACCCAGCGUGCGAACGCGCUCUUCGUCAAGUGGGGCAAUGUCGGCAACAAGACCGAGGAGCCGAAGACGAACGGAGCCGAACCUGACGCUAAGAGCGACAGCAAGGAGAAGACCGAGGACAAGGCCGAGGACAAGGCUGCCGAGGAGAAGUCCGCCGAGGAGAAGGCGGAGGCGCCUGCCACCGAGGCCGCCGCCGAGACCACCGAGGCUGCGGCCUAG